Lutra lutra (Eurasian river otter) is the source of this 6440-nucleotide messenger RNA. It is a transcript of the gene SMG6, whose product is annotated as SMG6 nonsense mediated mRNA decay factor. Gene Ontology annotation, biological process: nuclear-transcribed mRNA catabolic process, nonsense-mediated decay. The record is from RefSeq and is a predicted model, not a curated record. The coding region runs from base 490 to 4758 and encodes 1422 amino acids. Gene Ontology annotation, cellular component: telomerase holoenzyme complex. The transcript is spliced from 19 exons. NCBI's taxonomy places the organism in Eukaryota, Metazoa, Chordata, Mammalia, Carnivora, Mustelidae. Gene Ontology annotation, molecular function: telomerase RNA binding; telomeric repeat DNA binding; protein binding.
CUUCUCAGACCAGUUUGUGGAUUCCCACUCAUCAGGAGACGAGACAGGGAGUGGGUGCUGGGGACUGGGGGAGGCCCUGGGAUGUGUCGUUCCCAGAGGAAUCCUCCUCAUGCCUUCCUUGUCAUCUGUUUAGAGUUGGGGAGAAGGAACUGUGGAAAUUGAGGAGAAAGAUUGAACAGCUUGAGACUCCCUUGCCGAACUUUUCCCCCCAAGGCAGGGUUCUGAAGGCUGCGCCACCGGAGGGAUCCAGGACCUCCGGUAGAGAGCUCACUCUACUCUGGUUUGCCCUCGGCAUGUGUGGGAGCAGUUUUUAUCAGAGAGACUGUUCAUCUUGCAAAUUAAAGUCUCCAUCUACGCCAGGAAAGCUCCAAGGAAGAUUCUAGUAUAUUAUCUCUCCUUUGUGGGGUGGUGGAGUUGUGUAGAAUGGUAGUUGUGCUUCUGCAGGCUUGUGGCCAAAGUCUGUGAAAUUGACUUUCGUUGGUUGUUUGAAUGGGAUUAUUCAGAGUGUUUUCUCCCUCUGCUCUGAAUAGUAGUAGCUUUUCUCUUCCUCCUCCCCACCUCUCACCUAAGUUACAAAGGCUCCUGAGGGUCAGUUAUUCUGGAGAAAACAUGAAGGAGCCCAGGCAGCGCAGAGAUAACCGGCGCCCAGAUCUGGAAAUCUAUAAGCCUGGUCUUUCCCGACUGAGGAACAAACCUAAAAUUAAGGAACCUUCUGGGAGUGAUGAAUUUAAGGAUGAAAUUGUUAAUGACAGAGAUUCCUCUGCUGUUGGAAAUGGUACCCAGCUCAUUAAAGACGUCUGCAGGGAACUGGAUAACCAACAUCAAAAUGGUCCUGUAGACCCCGAAACUAUUGGGACACAGGAGUCCUUUCCUAGAACUUCUGGACAAGAGGACCGAAGUCUAAGAAUUAUCAAAAGAACAAAGAAACCUGACAUGCAGAUCUACCAGCCUGGAAGGCGUUUGCAGGCUCUUUCCAAAGAAACGACUAACCGGGUGGGUGAGGAAGAAAUCCUCAACCAGGUGGAGCAACUGAGAGUAGAAGAAGAUGAGUAUAGGGGAAAUGUGAAAGAGGAGGUUGUGAAUAAACCGGACAAAGAUGAGGCAGAGAAGAGCCUAAAUGGUGACAGAGUAAGGGCUGCAAAGGGAGAAAAAGGAAAGAGGAUUGAGAAGGGGGAGGGGAUAAAGAAAGUAACUGAUGACCUGGCACAGGGGAAGCCAGGUUCUGCAAAACGCUACUCCCGCUCAGACAAACGAAGGAACCGCUACCGCACUUGUAGUACCAGCUCUGCGGGCAGCAACAACAGUGCUGAGGGGGCUGGCCCGAUUGAUAGUGGAUGUCGUCGCCGCCGACAGGAUCGGGCCAAGGAGAGGCCACGCCUGAAGAAGCAAGUAUCUAUGUCUUCAACUGAUUCUUUAGAUGAGGACAGAAUUGAUGAGCCUGAUGGACCCAGGAGGAGCUCGGAAAGGAAGAAACAUUUAGAAAGAAGCUGGUCUGGCCUUGGGGAGGGAGAGCAGAAAAGCAAUGGGAAAGAAAAUCGAGGCACUCUCCGUGUUACCUUUGAUGCAGAAACCAUAAACAAAGAUUCCCCCGUGGUGAGAUCAUCCAGGGAGGAUGUGGAUAGGAUAAAGCCUGACAGAGGCUUAAGCAGUGGGGGCAAAGGCUCUGAGAAGCAGGAAUCCAAAAACCUAAAACAAGAACUUCGAGGCCGUGGACGUGGCAUUCUGAUUCUGCCCGCCCAUACCACCCUAUCUGUCAGUUCAGCCGGUUCUCCAGAAUCUGCACCUUUGGGACCUCGGCUUUUAUUUGGAUCUGGUAGUAAGGGAUCUCGGAGUUGGGGCCGAGGAGGCACCACUCGACGAUUAUGGGACCCAAACAAUCCUGAUCAGAAACCUGCUCUAAAGAGCCAGACACCCCAGCUACAUUUCUUAGACACUGAUGAUGAAGUCAGCCCUACCUCUUGGGGUGAUUCCCGCCAGGCCCAAGCAUCUUACUAUAAGUUUCAAAACUCUGACAACCCCUAUUAUUACCCGCGGACACAAGGCCCUGCCUCUCAGUAUCCUUAUACCGGCUACAGCCCUCUGCAGUACCCCGUGGGCCCUACGAAUGGUGUGUACCCUGGGCCUUACUACCCAGGCUAUCCAACUGCAUCAGGACAGUACGUCUGUGGCCCUCUCCCUGCCAGCACCAUGAGUCCCGAGGAGAUGGAACAGCACAUGAGGAACAUGCAGCAGCAGGAGCUCCAUAGGCUUCUCCGGGUGGCUGACAACCAGGAACUGCAGCUCAGCAACCUGCUCUCCAGGGACCGGAUCAGUCCUGAGGGCCUGGAGAAGAUGGCUCAGCUCAGAGCUGAACUGCUGCAGCUAUAUGAGCGCUGUAUCCUAUUAGAUAUUGAGUUCUCUGAUAAUCAGAAUGUGGAUCAGAUCCUGUGGAAGAAUGCUUUCUAUCAGGUGAUUGAGAAGUUCAGACAGCUUCUCAAGGAUCCGAAUGUUGAGAACCCUGAGCAGAUUCGGAACAGACUUUUGGAGCUCUUGGAUGAGGGUAGUGACUUCUUUGAUAGUUUGCUUCAGAAGCUGCAGGUUACUUACAAGUUCAAACUGGAGGACUACAUGGAUGGUCUUGCCAUUCGCAGCAAGCCAUUACGCAAGACAGUAAAAUAUGCUUUGAUCAGUGCCCAGCGAUGUAUGAUUUGCCAAGGAGAUAUCGCUAGGUAUCGGGAACAAGCCAAUGACACAGCAAACUACGGGAAAGCACGCAGUUGGUACCUAAAGGCCCAGCAUAUUGCUCCUAAGAAUGGGCGCCCCUAUAACCAGUUGGCUCUGCUGGCAGUGUAUACGAGGAGGAAGCUUGAUGCUGUCUAUUACUAUAUGCGCAGUUUAGCUGCCAGCAACCCUAUCCUGACUGCCAAGGAGAGUCUCAUGAGCUUGUUUGAGGAGACCAAACGAAAGGCAGAACAGAUGGAAAAAAAGCAACACGAGGAAUUGGAACUGAGCCCUGACCAGUGGCGGAAAGGAAAGAAGUCUACUUUCCGGCAUGUUGGAGAUGACACCACUCGCUUAGAGAUUUGGAUCCAUCCAUCACAUCCCCGGUCCUCCCAGGGCACUGAAUCUGGGAAGGAUUCUGAGCAGGAGAAUGGGCUGGGGAGCCUGAGCCCAAGUGAUCUGAACAAAAGGUUCAUCCUCAGUUUUCUCCAUGCCCAUGGGAAGCUGUUUACCCGGAUUGGGAUGGAGACAUUCCCUGUGGUGGCUGAGAAGGUCCUCAAGGAGUUCCAGGUGCUGCUGCAGCACAGCCCCCCUCCUAUUGGAAGUACCCGGAUGCUGCAGCUUAUGACCAUCAACAUGUUUGCUGUACACAACUCUCAGCUGAAAGACUGCUUCUCGGAGGAGUGUCGCUCUGUGAUCCAGGAGCAAGCCGCAGCGUUGGGCUUGGCCAUGUUUUCUCUCCUGGUGCGGCGCUGCACCUACUUGCUCAAGGAGUCUGCCAAAGCUCAGUUGUCCUCUCCUGAGGAUGAGGAUGACCAAGAUGACAUCAAGGUGUCUUCCUUCGUCCCGGACCUGAAGGAACUGCUCCCCAGUGUGAAAGUCUGGUCAGACUGGAUGCUCGGCUACCCAGACACCUGGAAUCCUCCACCCACGUCCCUGGACCUUCCCUCACAGGUUGCUAUGGAUGUGUGGUCGAUGCUGGCUGAUUUCUGUAACAUAUUGACUGCGGUGAAUCAGUCUGAGGUGCCACUGUACAAGGACCCGGACGAUGACCUCACCCUUCUUAUCCUGGAAGAGGAUCGGCUUCUCUCCGGCUUUGUCCCCUUGCUAGCUGCCCCUCAGGACCCCUGCUACGUGGAGAAAACCUCGGAUAAGGUUAUUGCAGCUGACUGCAAAAGGGUCACAGUGCUGAAGUAUUUUCUGGAAGCCCUUUGUGGACAAGAAGAGCCUCUGCUGGCAUUCAAGGGUGGAAAAUAUGUGUCAGUGGCACCCGUCCCAGACACCAUGGGAAAGGAAAUGGGAAGCCAAGAGGGAAAACAACUGGAAGAUGAGGAGGAGGACGUGGUGAUUGAAGACUUUGAGGAAGAUUCAGAGGCCGAAGGCAGCGGGGGUGAAGAUGACAUCCGGGAACUUCGGGCCAAGAAGCUGGCUCUGGCCAGGAAGAUAGCCGAGCAGCAGCGACGCCAAGAAAAGAUCCAGGCUGUCCUGGAGGACCAGAGUCAGAUGAGGCAGAUGGAGCUCGAGAUCAGACCCUUGUUCCUUGUACCAGACACCAACGGCUUCAUUGACCACCUGGCCAGUCUGGCACAGCUGCUGGAGAGCAGGAAAUACAUCCUGGUGGUGCCCCUCAUCGUGAUCAAUGAACUGGAUGGCCUCGCCAAGGGGCAGGAGACAGACCACCGGGCUGGGGGCUAUGCCCGUGUGGUGCAGGAGAAGGCCCGAAAGUCCAUCGAGUUCCUCGAGCGGCGAUUUGAGAGUCGGGACUCCUGCCUACGGGCCCUGACCAGCCGUGGCAAUGAACUCGAAUCCAUCGCCUUCCGCAGUGAAGAUAUCACUGGCCAGCUGGGUAACAAUGAUGACCUGAUCCUCUCCUGUUGCCUCCACUACUGCAAAGACAAGGCUAAGGACUUCAUGCCCACCAACAAAGAGGAGCCAAUCCGGCUGCUGCGGGAGGUGGUGUUGUUGACAGAUGACCGCAACCUGCGCGUGAAGGCACUAACAAGGAAUGUGCCUGUGCGGGACAUCCCGGCUUUCCUCGCGUGGGCCCAGGUGGGCUGAGGGGGCCGCACCGGGGCCCCCCGCCAUGAAACCAUUCCUGAGAGGCCGCCAGGUGCCCAGCGUAGCACCGAAGAUGCCCACGUGCCUGAGCCACCAAUCCACCCAGACAAUAAACCAUCCUCUUCCAACCCACGCCGUGGCCGUGCUGUGGGGGAGCUGCUCCUCACAGAGCCCCUCCUGAGGGUCAGGCGGAAGCUGCUGGGACCCUCCUGGGCUGCCAAGAUUUAGCAGGGAGGUAGCUGGCUGCAGUGACAUCAGUGAGAGCAGGUGGGUGAGCCGGAGAGGCCGCCCACGGUCUCGGCCUUUCUCCCUCCCCCUGUCUAGUUCAAGGGCUUGCAGAAGGCCUUCUCAGGCCAGGGACUCAGCCGCUUUCUCAGCUGGAGACAGGGCAGGGGGUUGUGUUUCCAUCAGGUGCAGGUGAAACGAUAGGUCCCCUUAAUCUUCAGAACCCCUGUACCAAAUGUGUCCCAAGAGGCCUUGGUCAUGCCAUGAAGAGAGUGCCCAGGGUGUGUCUCUCUGAGACCUGGAUUCCCAGAUGGACCCAAAGUUGGAUUCUGGACACCAUGUCCCAUAAAGCAGCCCUAGGCCCCACCUUUUCUACCCCCUACCCCAAACACACAUCCAUCCUGCCGCUCUUCUUCCUGUCCUUCUCAUUCUGGGUCCAUUAAUGCUUUGUCCCUUAUUCCCCCUUGGAUAGUCAUGGGUCUAGAGGGAAGGGACAUCUGGUCUUGGGCUUAUGCUUCCUGGGAGGCCUUUGCCUGCUCCUCUUACUCAUUGGCCUUCCUUUUGCUCUAGUUCCCAUUUCAUGAAAUUUCCUCAGAUUCUUCUCAGUUCCCCACUCCUCUCUCCUCCCUCUCUCCCUCCUGAAUCAUCCCCUUGGCCUCCUUGCCUUUCUAGUUGAUCCCUCUUACCUCCCUGAUCCCCUCAAAUUCUUCACCUCAGGUCCUUGCCAUUGGGGUUCCCAGUCUGAAUCUUCCUCCUCUUCCAGUACCUCUGCCUUCUCUGUGCCAGGAACCUAACAAAGCUUUCCUGCCCUGACCUCCUUUCUCAGGCCCCUGUGCUCUGAGAAACUUCCAGGCUCCUCCAGCCCAGCCUUGAGGGUAGGGUGGGCCAGUGCCUGAGAGGAGCAUUUGCCUAGCCCAGCGCGUACACCCUUUCUAGCUUUGCCCUAGAAGAACUUGACACAGGGGCCUUAUGGCCUUUAAGGGUUUUGUUGCCUCUCUAGCUGGCACCUGUGUCCAAAGCCUCACUUGAGGGGCUUCCUACUGGGAAUGGGUUCUCCCAACCCCAGGACAGGGAUGAAAGGAACUAGGAGAAAGACAGGACUUUGAGAAGGAGCCAGGAGUCAGUUUUGGUGGGACCAGAGUGGGAAUCCCCCAGAGCUCCCUGUCUGGACUGUACAGCCUUCCCAGAGGAUGGGCGCACAGCUGUACCCUCCCUGAGGCCCAAGAUUAUACCAGGAGGAGGGGGUACUGUGCAGGAGAGCCACCAGUGUUUUGGGGUUGUGAGUCCCCCAAGGGCCUCAGAAGACUGGCUCUUUGGGGUAGAGGGUCCCAGCCUCUCUUUUGAGAUCCUUCCCCUGGAUGAAGGCCAAUGACUGGGUGGGUGGGAGACCCAUCUCCUCUCUGUCCCAUUUGCAGCACUGGUUUUGUUUCCUUAAUAAAUUUUUAGUUAUGAACAUG